CACCCAUCUUGCGACGGAGGAGUCAAAAUUAGGUAUGCUUGAAAAGCCAGCUAAAAAUACUCUUUGUUACAAAUAUUUUCCUCUUAGAACGACAUUUUAAGUGCAGUUUCGCUUUUGGUGUAGUUGGACGUCGACCAAAACUCACAAAUCUUUCAUUCAUCUUUCGUACUUUUAUUCAUCRAUUCAUCUCGUAGCUGGUGUUAUACUAAAAAACCAAGAUGCCUAAACCGAUAAACGUGAAGAUCACCACCAUGGAUGCAGAGUUAGACUUUGCAAUCCAAUCUAGUACAACUGGCAAGCAACUUUUUGAUCAGGUUGUCAAGACUAUUGGUCUUCGUGAAAUUUGGUACUUUGGUCUCCAAUAUGUUGAUAGUAAAGGUCUGAUUGCUUGGUUAAAGCUCAAUAAAAAGGUAACAGCUCAAGAUGUCAAGAAAGAAGACCCUCUUCAUUUUAAGUUCAUUGUCAAGUUCUUCCCAGAGGAUGUUGGAGAAGAAAUCAUACAGGAAAUUACUUUGAGGAUGUUCUAUUUACAAGUCAAAGAGGCUAUUCUAAAUGAUUCUGUUUACUGUCCGCCAGAAACAUCUGUUCUUUUGGCUUCUUAUGCUUGUCAAGUAAAGUAUGGAGAUUGGGAUUCGAGUAAAGAUAUAUCCAAGGAUAGAUUGCUACCUCAAAGAGUGUUGGAUCAACACAAGCUAGGACAGGAACAAUGGGCAGAGAAGAUCAUGACAUGGUGGAAGGAACAUGAAGAUACCAUGAAAGAUGACGCCAUGAUGGAAUAUCUGAAAAUCUGCCAGGAUCUUGAAAUGUAUGGUGUGAAUUACUUCGACAUCAAGAACAAGAAGGGCACUGGAUUGCUGUUGGGUGUGGACGCUCUUGGACUGAACAUCUAUGAGAAGGAAGACAGACUAACACCAAAGAUUGGAUUCCCAUGGAGUGAAAUCAGAAACAUCUCGUUCAAUGACAAGAAAUUUGUCAUCAAGCCAAUUGACAAGAAAGCGCCAGAUUUCAUCUUCUUUACCGAACGUUUGAGAAUUAACAAGCGCAUCUUGGCAUUAUGCAUGGGCAACCAUGAACUCUACAUGCGCCGAAGAAAGCCUGACUCCAUUGAAGUUCAGCAGAUGAAGAAACAGUGUGUUGAGGAGAAAGCAGUGCGUGAUGCUGAACAUGCAAAGAUAAAGCGGGAGAAAAAGAAACGUGAAGAAAAUGAAGAAAAGCUUAGAGAACAAGAAAAGAGACAGUUAGAGUUGGAAGAGAGACUCAAGCAACAAGAAGAAGAAAAGAGAAGAAAGGAUGAAGAACUUGAAAUGCUUCAAAAAGAAAAGCAAGAAAUACUUCUUGUGAAGGAUACUGAAUUAACCAAACUGAUGGAAGAGAACCAGAAGGCUCUCCUUAAACUGCAAGAGUCUGAGAAGGAGAAGGAAGACCUGUCUGAAAAGGUGCAUCUAACUGAAGAAGAGAAGGAAAAAAUCCGUCUUGAGAAAGAAAGACAAGCAGAGGAGCUGAGGAUACAACUGGAAGAGAACCAGAAGGCGCUUGAGGUAGCUAGGGUAGAAAGAGAGGAGAAGCAUAAGGCACUGGAGGAACUGCAGUUACAGGUCACACAGAAGGAAGAAGAGGAGGAGGCCAAGACUGCUGACCUGCAGAUGAAUGCAGCUGAUGAGAGCCUCCUUAGGUCUGAAGAGAACCGUUUGACUCAAGCUGACAAGAACCAAAGAAUGCAAGAGCAGUUGUCUAGUCUGUCAGCCGAACUUAACCAGGCCAAGGAUGCUAAGAAAGCAACACAAAUGGACAUAAUUCAUGCCGAGAACAUGAGGCAAGGAAAGGACAAGUACAAGACCCUGAAACAAAUCAGGCAGGGCAACACCAAGAGCAGAAUUGAUGAAUUCGAAAGCAUGUAAAUCUCUUCAUCAGAUAAAGGGCAAUAGGAUGGGAAGACCAAUCAUUCUUGCUCUAGUUGUGUGUUAGUUAAUUAGGUAGAUCACUAAUUAUAGCCCUGCUACUCUAGUAGUUCGGCAACAUGAAAGCAUAGAUAGAAAUAGAAUCAUCUCUUAAAUAAAUACCACUUAAAUAAAACAAUAAAAUAUAAGUACGAUUUGUAGACCAUUUUUCCAAUGAUUGAAAACUUCCUUGUUUAGUCCUGCUGCCCUUAAAGAUUCGGAUAGAAUUUUUUGUAUUUGAUGUUUAUUCUUUUUCAUUGCUGCUUAUAAAGUUGUUUAACUGCUGAAAUAUCUUGGUCAGAGAGAGAUGCUUCCACAUUGUUAUUACAGAUAUGUUAUCUUCAUAUAAAUGAUAUAAUUCCUUUGACAGCUGUGUUGCUUCUUGGGAGUGGGAUGAAACCUCUCUUGCACUAAAUGAAAACAUUCUAGAGAUUCGAGUAUCUAAGUUGUUAAUUUAGCCUCUUACAGAACUAUUAACACAUUGCUACUAACCAAGUCUCUGCAUCAAGAAACCAAGGACCCUAGUUAAAUAAGAAUUAUUUACUCGAACUGAAAGCAGCUUCAAAACUAGGUGUGACAGAGGUUCACAUCUGUCACUCAAAGAAAAAGAAGCUGGAUUCCUGGAGUCCUUUGUUUUUAGGCUGGAGACAGAAAAAAACAGCAUUGUUGAGUCGAAAAACUGCUGGAGGAGGGAAUAUAUCGUUCUAACUCAGCUGCCUUUUGUUGAGCUUUGGAACCUUUUGUGAAGAGCUUUGGUGAAUUCUCAAGAGGUGUGCACAGCUGUGAAGGAAAAAA
Actinia tenebrosa (Australian red waratah sea anemone) is the source of this 2732-nucleotide messenger RNA. RefSeq names its product radixin. NCBI's taxonomy places the organism in Eukaryota, Metazoa, Cnidaria, Anthozoa, Actiniaria, Actiniidae. Gene Ontology annotation, cellular component: cytoskeleton. The record is from RefSeq and is a predicted model, not a curated record. Gene Ontology annotation, molecular function: actin binding.